AUGUCUCAUCCAGCUCUGAGUGACACCGUUGGCGGAAUGACAGAGAAUGUCACUGGCGAGAUCAAGAACCCCCUCAUCGGUAUCCCCCACGAUCAGCUCAUGGCAAAUGUGACUGCCUACGCCGCCGAAUAUGACCUGAAUGAAAUCCUGCCCCUCCUCAAGAAGGGUGCCCUCGCCGCUCAAUCACCAUCAGGAAUCGAGCACAUCGCCGAGCUCGACGACGAUGACCGCCGUAUUAUCAACGAAGAGCAGACCCACCGCUGGAAACACCCAUUUGUAUUGUACUACACCAUUAUCUUGAACUCGAUCGCGGCAGCUAUUCAGGGCUGGGAUCAGACUGGUUCGAAUGGCGCGAAUCUGACCUUCGAUGUCCAAUUUGGUAUUCCCAACAGUGGUUGCGCCGACCCAGCGGUCUGCAAGCGUAAUCAAUGGAUUGUGGGGUUCAUCAACGCGACUCCAUACAUUACCAUCUGUAUCCUCAUCGCUUGGCUUUCCGAUCCCCUCAAUCACAUCCUGGGUCGCCGUGGCACAAUCUUCCUCGCUGCCAUUUUCAGUCUUCUUGCGCCUCUCGGUUCCGCACUCACCCAGCACUGGGGUCAACUCGUUGCGUGCCGUGUCCUUCUUGGGAUCGGAAUGGGUCUCAAGGAAGUGACAGUUCCUGUGUAUUCGGCUGAAAAUGCACCGACCAACAUUCGCGGUGGACUAGUCAUGUCAUGGCAGCUAUGGACUGCCUUUGGCAUAUUCUUGGGAACGUGCGCCAAUUUGAUCGUGGCAAACACCGGUGACAUCUCGUGGCGGCUGCAGCUUGGAUCUGCAUUCAUUCCGGCAGUGCCGUUGCUUCUGGGCAUUUGGUUUUGCCCGGAGUCCCCUCGUUGGUUGAUGACCAAACGCAGUCAUCAGAAGGCAUAUGCCGCUCUGCUGAAGUUGCGAAACACACCUUUACAGGCCGCCAGAGAUUUGUAUUACAUCCAUGCUCAGUUAGAGAUGGAGAAGAAGAUGAUCAGGGAGUCUGGCUUCUCAAAGAGUGAUAACAUGUUCGUUCGAUUUGUGGAGCUGUUUACGGUGCCUCGUCUGCGACGUGCUGUUCAAGCUUCGGGGAUUGUAAUGAUCGCGCAACAGAUGUGUGGAAUCAACAUUAUCUCGUUCUACUCUUCCACGAUCUUCCAGCUAGCCGGUGCCUCCAACAUCGAAGCACUCCUCGCGUCAUUUGGAUUCGGGCUUAUCAACUUCGUCUUCGCCUGGCCCGCUGUGUGGACAAUCGAUACCUUUGGCAGACGAGGCCUCUUAUUGUUCACAUUCCCUCAGAUGUGCUGGACACUUCUAGCAGCCGGUUUCUGCUUCUGGAUCCCAAGCAGCAGCAACGCACACAUUGGAAUGAUCGCAUUCUUCAUAUACCUCUUCGAUGCAUUCUACUCCCCAGGAGAAGGACCGGUGCCAUUCACAUAUUCCGCCGAGGUUUUUCCUCUCUCCCACCGAGAAGUGGGUAUGGCCUGGGCCGUUGCCACGAAUAACUUCUGGGCCUCUGUGCUAUCACUGACAUUCCCAUACAUGCUGCGAGCGUUCACCCCGCAGGGUGCAUUUGGCUUCUAUGCAUGCUUGAACCUCGUGGCCUUUUGCUUGAUCUUCCUUUUCAUGCCCGAGACCAUGCAGCGUUCUCUCGAGGAGCUGGACUAUGUCUUUGGCGUGCCAACUCGCACUCACGCUAAGUACCAGCUUACCCAGGUUCUCCCUUGGUGGAUCAAGCGGUACAUAUUCAUGCGAAAGGACGCCGUCUGUCCAGAGCUGUACCGUAUUGCACCGGACUACGAACCCAACGCGGCGCUUGAGCUUUCGGCUCAGUCUGAGAAGACCGAGAAAGCCGAGGAUGUCGAACCUCACGCGGAACUGGUCUGA
Molecule: messenger RNA, 1893 nt
Organism: Penicillium brevicompactum
Lineage: Eukaryota; Fungi; Ascomycota; Eurotiomycetes; Eurotiales; Aspergillaceae
Product: sugar porter family MFS transporter
Exons: 7
Coding region: 1-1893 (630 amino acids)
Biological process (GO): transmembrane transport
Cellular component (GO): membrane
Molecular function (GO): myo-inositol:proton symporter activity
Source: RefSeq, a predicted model, not a curated record